UUCUUUGUCAGUGGGCAAACGUACAAAAUCAGCAGGGGAUCAAAUACAUUCUUCCCUCACUGUAGUUGGUUGAGCUAGUGAGAAAUAAUCAUUGACUGAAUCUCAAGUGUUCUCGAUUCUUCCUUUCAACUGUGUUCAUCAACAUGUAUGUUUUUGUGUGUGUCUAUUGAGGAAGCCCCUUUGUGUAUCACUCUGCUGACAGUAUAUGGCUCCAUGCCUGGCUACUGGCUGUCAGUAUAUGGCACCAUGGCUGGCUACUGGCUGUCAGUAUAUGGCUCCAUGCCUGGCUACUGGCUGUCAGUAUAUGGCACCAUGGCUGGCUACUGGCUGUCAGUAUAUGGCACCAUGCCUGGCUACUGGCUGUCAGUAUAUGGCACCAUGGCUGGCUACUGGCUGUCAGUAUAUGGCACCAUGCCUGGCUACUGGCUGUCAGUAUAUGGCACCAUGGCUGGCUACAGGCUGUCAGUAUAUGGCACCAUGGCUGGCUACUGGCUGUCAGUAUAUGGCACCAUGGCUGGCUACAGGCUGUCAGUAUAUGGCUCCAUGGCUGGCUACUGGCUGUCAGUAUAUGGCACCAUGGCUGGCUACUGGCUGUCAGUAUAUGGCACCAUGGCUGGCUACUGGCUGUCAGUAUAUGGCACCAUGGCUGGCUACUGGCUGUCAGUAUAUGGCACCAUGGCUGGCUACAGGCUGUCAGUAUAUGGCUCCAUGGCUGGCUACUGGCUGACAGUAUAUGGCACCAUGGCUGGCUACUGGCUGUCAGUAUAUGGCUCCAUGGCUGGCUACUGGCUGUCAGUAUAUGGCUCCAUUGCUGGCUACAGGCUAAUUUGAUUUCUGCCCCUGAAGCUGAGUAAUUCCUUAGAGAAACAAAUUAUCCUUGCUGUCGUAGGAGGAGGGUGAGUGACCUGAGAUGUCAGAGGUUCUGUCCUCAGCUUUUGGCACGCUGCUGUGGAAUAACCCCUCUCCUCACCCCCAGCCUCUUCUCAACCUCUCCUGACCCUCCUCUACCCCUCACCCCCCUAAACCUCUCCUGACCACCCUCAACCUCUCAUCCCUGGGUGUGCCUAAAGUGUCUUUCUCUCCAUCUCAACUAAAACUUAAGUCUGUUUACCAUCAGUUUGCUACUGAAUUGUUAAAUUCUUUGACACAAGUACAGUAAAGCAAGGUAUGUUUUAA
Coregonus clupeaformis (lake whitefish) is the source of this 1176-nucleotide messenger RNA. RefSeq lists its product as uncharacterized. The coding region runs from base 148 to 831 and encodes 227 amino acids. The transcript is spliced from 2 exons. NCBI's taxonomy places the organism in Eukaryota, Metazoa, Chordata, Actinopteri, Salmoniformes, Salmonidae. The record is from RefSeq and is a predicted model, not a curated record.